Messenger RNA from Daphnia carinata, 4164 nucleotides. Its product is annotated as 5-oxoprolinase-like. NCBI's taxonomy places the organism in Eukaryota, Metazoa, Arthropoda, Branchiopoda, Diplostraca, Daphniidae. Gene Ontology annotation, cellular component: cytosol. The transcript is spliced from 20 exons. The record is from RefSeq and is a predicted model, not a curated record. Gene Ontology annotation, biological process: glutathione metabolic process. Gene Ontology annotation, molecular function: 5-oxoprolinase (ATP-hydrolyzing) activity. The coding region runs from base 247 to 4089 and encodes 1280 amino acids.
UUAUACCAAAACAAAACCCAUGGGGUCCAAAGUGGAACUUAGAUUUUUCACUUUUGAAUUUGCACCAGAAACGUCGGGACGAUAAGAACAGUUUCUCGAACCUACCGAAAAUUGUAAAAAUUGGCUUAGGCUUCAGAAGACUUUGCAAAAAUACAGAAGACUUCUAACAGAGUAAUAGCCUCGUAUGAAAUCCAAAAUAUUUUUGAAUUCGGAUAUUAAAUAAUAGCCCGCUUUUACAAAAGAAAAAUGCCAGCAGGGAAAUUUAAGUUUGCAAUUGAUCGUGGUGGAACCUUCACUGAUGUCUAUGCUAUUUGUCCUGACGGAAAAGAAAGAGUCACAAAGCUUUUAAGUGUAGAUCCUUCGAAUUAUCCUGAUGCACCAAGGGAGGGAAUCAGAAGGAUUCUUGAAGAAGAACUGGGAAACAAAAUGCCUGCCAAUCAACCCGUGGAUACUUCAAUGAUUGAUUGGAUUAGAAUGGGCACAACAGUAGCCACCAAUGCUUUGUUAGAACGGAAAGGAGAAAGAAUGGCUCUAGUUAUAACUUGUGGUUUCAAAGACCUUCUCUACAUUGGAAACCAAGCUAGACCCAAGAUUUUUGAUCUAAAAAUUGAAAUGCCAGAAGGUUUGUACGAAGCAGUCGUAGAAGCUAAAGAACGUGUCAUUUUGGAUAGCCCUAAAUGCCAGUUAACCACGAAAGGAAGACAGGUAGAUGCAACUAAUGGCGAGAAACUGUGGGUCAUCGAAGAACUUGAUCAAGAGCACCUGAAAAGGGAAUUGGAAAAGAUCCGCGAUAAAGGAAUAUCGAGCAUUGCCGUUGUGCUGAUGCACUCUUACAUAUAUCCUGCACACGAGGAAAUUAUUGAAAAGAUUGCACGCAGCGUAGGCAUUGAAAGCGUCUCGUUAUCGUCCAAGAUUAUGCCAAUGAUGCGAAUCGUUCCUCGCGGCUUCACCGCAGCAUCGGACGCUUACCUAACGCCUCAUAUUCAGCGCUAUCUGCAGGGAUUUUGCUCUGGAUUCAAAAACGAGCUUGAUGGUGUUAACGUGCUAUUCAUGCAAAGCGACGGAGGUUUGACGCCAAUGGAUUCAUUUAGUGGCUCACGUGCUAUUUUAUCUGGUCCUGCUGGUGGAGUAGUUGGUUACGCACGUACACUUUAUGGAUCCGUCUCAAAUGGCUUACCUGUAAUCGGUUUUGAUAUGGGUGGUACUUCAACAGACGUUAGCCGCUACGAUGGAGCAUGGGAGCAUGUCUUUGAAACUACAACUGCUGGUGUAACAAUCCAGGCCCCUCAGCUGGAUGUGAAUACGGUGGCAGCAGGUGGAGGUUCGAUGCUAUUUUUCCGUGAUGGAAUGUUUGUAGUUGGUCCUGACUCAGCAGGAGCUCAUCCAGGACCGACGUGUUAUAAAAAAGGCGGUCCUCUUACUGUGACCGAUGCGAACCUUCGUCUUGGCCGUCUUAUUCCUGAAUAUUUUCCCAAGAUCUUUGGAAAACAUGAGAAUGAACCACUGGACUCCGUUGCCACUGCCAAUGCAUUCCAGCAGCUCACCCAACAGGUGAAUGAGCUCUUUGAAAUGACAGAGGAAGAAGUCGCUAUGGGUUUUAUUAAUGUUGCUAAUGAGGCAAUGUGCCGACCGAUCCGUGCACUUACCCAAGCAAAAGGCCAUGAUACUUCACGCCACAUUUUAGCCUGUUUCGGUGGGGCUGGAGGGCAGCAUGCCUGUGCGAUUGCUCGUAGUUUAGGCAUGAAAGUCGUCCUUAUCCAUCGUUAUUCUGGGAUUUUAUCCGCCUAUGGCAUGGCUCUCGCAGACGUCGUUCGUGAAGAACAAGAGGCUUGUAGUAAACCUUACCAAAUGGAUAACUUCGAAUAUAUUGAUCAGCGGAUUGAUCUGUUGUCCAAACGGUGUCGGGAAUCGCUAAUCAGUCGAGGUUUUCAUCCAGAUCAAAUUCAUACCGAGCCGUAUCUCCAUAUGCGGUACGAUCGAACUGAUUGCGCUUUGCUUUGUGGUCCAGCGGAUCUUAGCAGUUCAUCGCGGCAAAUGUCCUCGCACGGGGAUUUCCUUGAGUCCUUUGUCGAAAAGUACAAAACAGAAUUUGGCUUCACCAUUGACGAGCGUCCGGUAAUCGUCGACGAUAUCCGCGUUCGAGGCAUCGCGAAAACGGGCAUUCAAACUGCCAAAACUCUCCCGGCUGCAACAUCACCAGCUACUUCCGUGACAACGAGUUCAAUCUACUUUGAAGGCGGGUACAGAGAAUGCAGUGUCUUUCUUCUAAAAGACCUUCUUCCAGGGCAUUCCAUUCCUGGCCCAGCCAUGAUUAUUGAUCAACUUGGAACUAUUAUUGUCGAACCCAACUCGACAGCUGAAUUGACAGCCCAAGGUGAUCUGCGAAUUACCAUACACGACGCACCAAUCAGCAGCAUCGGCUUAGAACUUGAUGCAGUUCAGCUGUCGAUAUUCUCACAUCGUUUUAUGAGCAUUGCUGAGCAGAUGGGAAGAAUUCUUCAACGCACUUCAGUUUCAACCAAUAUCAAAGAGCGAUUGGACUUCUCGUGCGCUUUGUUCGGGCCAGAUGGUGGAUUGGUUUCAAAUGCUCCGCAUAUUCCCGUCCAUCUUGGAGCUAUGCAAGAGGCAGUCCAGUACCAAUUACGUGCAAGGGGUAGUGAUAUACUUCCUGGUGAUGUUUUUCUAUCAAACCAUCCAUCAGCCGGUGGCUCUCAUCUACCAGAUCUUACUGUGAUUACGCCCGUAUUUUGGGAAAAGCAACAAAAGCCCGUGUUUUACGUCGCAAGUCGGGGUCAUCACGCUGAUAUUGGUGGCAUUACACCCGGCUCAAUGCCUCCGCAUUCGCACGUGUUAGAUGAAGAAGGCGCUGUUUUCAAAAGCUUUGUGUUGGUACGUGAUGGAGUCUUCAGGGAAGCAGAACUUAUUGAAGCGCUGAACGCUCCUGGCAAGGUAGAUGUUCCGGGUGCUUCUGGGACCCGCAAUUUGCAUGAUAACUUAUCUGACCUCCGUGCUCAAGUGGCAGCCAAUCAAAAGGGUAUCGGCCUAGUAAGCGAGCUGAUGGUCUAUUAUGGCCUGGAAGUAGUUCAGCAGUAUAUGGGUUACGUAAGACAUAAUGCUGAAAUGGCGGUACGCUCUUUGCUGAAAGAAGUAGCUCAAAAGUCUGGCCAAAGACUGGAAGCAGAAGAUUUUAUGGAUGAUGGAACGCGUAUUUGCUUAUCGGUUGCCAUAGAUCCUAGCCAAGGAUCUGCCACAUUUGACUUCACGGGUACCGGUUGUCAGGUGUGGGGAAAUACCAAUGCUCCUCGCGCCGUGUCGUUGUCUGCUAUUAUUUACUGUCUUCGUUCUCUCGUAGGUCACGACAUUCCACUCAACCAGGGUUGCCUUGUACCAAUUCAAGUCAUCAUUCCGGAUGGUUGUCUUUUGAAUCCAUAUCCCGAAGCCGGAGUAGUUGGUGGUAACGUUUUGACAUCCCAGCGGGUGGUAGACGUUGUCCUUAAAGCUUUUGGAGCUUGCGCGGCCUCACAGGGGUGCAUGAACAACAUUACCUUUGGAGACGAAACCAUGGGCUAUUAUGAGACCGUAGCAGGAGGCUCAGGCGCUGGGCCCGACUGGAACGGACGCAGUGGAAUACAUUCCCACAUGACCAACACUCGCAUCACUGACGCUGAGGUGCUUGAACGCCGUUAUCCAGUCAUCUUACGAUCUUUUUGUCUGCGAAACGGAAGCGGUGGACGUGGCAAGUAUCGAGGUGGAGAUGGAAUCAGCAGGGAAUUGCUCUUCCGGCAAACGAUGACGCUAUCGGUGCUCACAGAGAGACGCGUGUACGCACCCUAUGGAUUAGCAGGUGGAAGUGAUGGUACUAAAGGCAGCAACUCAUUACUUCGACGCAACGGAGUGCUUUUGAAUUUGGGAGCGAAAUGCUCAAUACCUGUUCACGCCGGGGAUAGUUUUAGACUCCUAACUCCUGGUGGGGGAGGAUACGGUCUAGAGGACAACGAAGAGAACAAACCAGUUGCGACAGCCAUCGGGACGAAAUUCACUGAGAGAGGAAGCGUUUACGAAUUCCGUUCGCUACAGGAAUCAGCGUAGCAAUGGUUCCAACACAAUGUAUUGACUAAACAAAGGUAUCCGUCCAUUACACAGAGAUGGAAGGUGAGCCGAAGA